Pteronotus mesoamericanus is the source of this 2358-nucleotide messenger RNA. It is a transcript of the gene PLA2G4B, whose product is annotated as phospholipase A2 group IVB. The record is from RefSeq and is a predicted model, not a curated record. Bases 1 to 2358 code for a protein of 785 amino acids. Gene Ontology annotation, molecular function: calcium-dependent phospholipid binding; calcium ion binding. Lineage: Eukaryota; Metazoa; Chordata; Mammalia; Chiroptera; Mormoopidae. Gene Ontology annotation, cellular component: cytosol. Gene Ontology annotation, biological process: glycerophospholipid catabolic process. The transcript has 20 exons.
AUGGCUCUGGCAAAGGUACCGGGGACCUGCCUGCUCACCAUUCGUGUCCUGCAGGCCCGUGGCCUGCCCUCCAAGGACCUGGUGACCCCCUCUGACUGCUAUGUGACUCUGUGGCUGCCCACGGCCUGCAGCCACAGGCUGCAGACACGCACCGUUAAGAACAGCAGAAGCCCCAUCUGGAAUCAGAGCUUUCGCUUCCGAAUUCACAGCCAGCUCAAGAACGUUGUACAACUCCAAGUCUUCGACCAGGACUUUUUGACCAGCGAUGACCCUGUGUUGUCGGUGCUAUUUGACGUGGGGACUUUGCGGGCUGGAGAAUUCCGCCGCGAAAUCUUCCCCCGGAACCCUCAGGGCAAGGAGCAGCUGGAAGUUGAAUUUCGGCUGCAGAGUCUGGCAGACUGUGCUGAGCAGCUCGUCAGCAAUGGCAUCCUGGUGGCCCGGGAGCUCUCCUGCUUGCAUGUUCGACUGGAAGAGACUGGGGACCAGAAGGAGUCAGAGAGCAGAGUUCAGCUUGUGGUUCCCGGGUCCUAUGAAGGUCCACAGGAGGCCUCAGUGGGCACUGCCGCCUCUUCCUGCUUCCACUACCCGGCCUGUUGGGAACAGGAGCUGAGUGUUCAUCUGCAGGAUGCCUCCCAGGAGCAACUGAAGGUACCCUUGAGAGCUCUGCCCUAUGGCCAAACAGUGAGACUCGUCUUCCCCACGUCCCAGGAGCCCCUGAUGAGGGUGGAGCUGAAAAAAGAAGAAGGACCGAGGGAGCUGGCCGUGCGGCUGGGCUGCGGGCCCUGUGUGGAGGAGCGCGCCUUCCUGGGCAGGAGGAAGCAGGUGGUGGCCAAGGCGCUGAAGCAGGCCCUGCAGCUCGAUGGAGACCUGCAGGAGGACGAGAUCCCAGUGGUAGCUAUUAUGGCCACCGGUGGUGGGAUCAGAGCGAUGACUUCCCUGUAUGGGCAGCUGGCCGCCCUGAAGGAGCUGGGCCUCUUGGAUUGCGUGUCCUAUAUCACAGGGGCCUCGGGAUCCACCUGGGCUUUGGCCAACCUCUAUGAGGACCCUGAGUGGUCUCAGAAGGACCUGGCAGGCCCCACCAAGCGGCUGAAGACCCAGGUGACCAAGAACAAGCUGGGCGUGCUGGCCCCCAGCCAGCUGCAGCGGUACCGGCAGGAGCUGGCUGAGCGGGCCCAGCAGGGCCACCCGACUUGCUUCACCAACCUGUGGGCCCUCAUCAACGAGGCCCUGCUGCAUGACGAGCCCCAUGACCACAAACUCUCGGACCAGCGGGAAGCUCUGAGUCGCGGUCAGAAUCCUCUGCCCAUCUACUGUGCCCUCAACACCAAGGAGAAGAACCUGACCACCUUUGAAUUUGGAGAGUGGUGCGAAUUUUCCCCCUACGAGGUUGGCUUUCCCAAGUAUGGUGCCUUCAUCCCCUCCGAGCUCUUUGGCUCUGACUUCUUCAUGGGGCGCCUGAUGAAGCGGCUUCCUGAGUCUCGCAUCUGCUUCCUUGAAGGUAUAUGGAGCAACCUGUAUGCAGCCAAUCUCCAGGACAGCUUAUAUUGGGCCUCCGAACCCGGCCAGUUCUGGGACCGCUGGGCGCAGCAUCAGGCCAGCCUGGACAAGGAGCAGGUUCCCCUUCUGAAGACAGAAGAGCCUCCCACGGUGACCGACAGGAUAGCUGGAUUUUUCACUGAUCUUCUGACAUGGCGGCCACUCGCCCAGGCCACCCACAAUUUUCUACGUGGCCUCCAUUUCCACAAGGACUAUUUCCAGCAUCCUCACUUCUCCACCUGGAAAGCCACCAAACUGGACGGGCUCCCCAACCAGCUGACACCUGCAGAGCCCCACCUUUGCCUGCUGGAUGUCGGCUACCUUAUCAAUACCAGCUGCCCGCCCCUCCUACGGCCCAUGCGGGAUGUGGACCUCAUCCUGUCGCUGGAUUACAACCUCCAUGGGGCCUUUCAGCAACUGCAGCUCCUGGGCCGGUUCUGCCAGGAGCAGGGGAUCCCGUUCCCGCCCAUCUCUCCCAGCCCCGAGGAACAGCGCCAGCCUCGGGAGUGCCACCUGUUCCUGGACCCUGACUGUCCUGAAGCCCCUGCUGUCCUGCACUUCCCCCUGGUCAACGACUCCUUCCAGGAGCACUCGGCCCCUGGCGUCCCCCGGACAGCUGAGGAGAAGAAGGCCGGGGAGGUGAACCUGUCUUCCUCCAACUCCCCCUACCACUACUCGAAGGUGACCUACAGCCAGGAGGACGUGGACAAGCUGCUCCAUCUGACACAUUACAACAUCUGCAACAACCGGGAGCGGCUCCUGGAGGCCUUGCGGGAGGCUGUGCAGCGGCGGAGGCAGCGCAAGCAGCACUGUCCCCAGUGA